AUGUCAUCUUCCAAUAAGACUGGGUCCAGCCCCCUGAUCUUCAUCCUCACCGGCAUUCCCAGUCUGCCAACGAGCAGCUACUGGAUGGCAUUGCCUCUCUGCUGCCUGUACCUCCUCAUGCUCCUGGGGAACUGCACCUUACUCUGGAUGAUAAAGACAGACCACAGCCUCCAUACACCGAUGUACUAUUUCCUGUCCAUGCUGUCUGUGGCAGACCUGGGCUUGUCUCUCUCCACCCUGCCCACUAUGCUGGCCAUUUUCUGGUUCGAGUCCACCUCCCUCCGUUUCGAGGCAUGCAUUGUCCAGAUGUACUUCAUCCACUCCUUCUCUGCCAUCGAGUCUGGGGUCCUGGUGGCCAUGGCUUUUGAUCGCUUUGUUGCUAUUUGCUACCCUUUGCGCUAUGCCUCUGUCCUGACGAGCUCCCUGAUAAUGAAGGUGGGGGGGGCAAUCUUCAUGCGGGGCAUCUGUGUGGUGCUACCUGUUGCUCUCCUUAUUAAGAAUAUGCCUUUUUGCAGGCCCCGUGUCCUGUCUCACUCCUUCUGCCUGCACCAGGACAUGCUGAGGCUCGUUUGUGGGGAUGUCAGAGUCAACAGCUUGUAUGGGCUGACGGCAGUGAUAGUCACCAAGGGACUGGACUCCCUGACCAUCCUCCUGUCUUACAUGAUGAUUAUCAGGGCCAUCUUGAGCAUUGUCUCCCAGGAAGCACAAGCCAAAGCCUUUAGCACGUGCAUCUCCCAUCUCUGUGCCGUCCUGAUCUUCUACAUCCCACUGAUUGGCUUGUCCAUCAUCCACAGGUUUGGGAAGCACCUGCCCCCCCUCACUCACACACUCCUGGCCGAUGCCUACCUCCUGGUGCCUCCUGUCCUGAACCCACUCGUGUACAGCUGGAAAACCAAGCAGAUCCGCAGGCGGAUUUGCAGAAUAAUCCUAGUCUCCAGUUGUGGGAGUAAAUGA
Messenger RNA from Aquila chrysaetos chrysaetos, 954 nucleotides. Its product is annotated as olfactory receptor 51E1-like. Bases 1 to 954 code for a protein of 317 amino acids. The transcript is spliced from 2 exons. Gene Ontology annotation, biological process: G protein-coupled receptor signaling pathway. Gene Ontology annotation, cellular component: membrane. Gene Ontology annotation, molecular function: olfactory receptor activity; G protein-coupled receptor activity. The record is from RefSeq and is a predicted model, not a curated record. NCBI's taxonomy places the organism in Eukaryota, Metazoa, Chordata, Aves, Accipitriformes, Accipitridae.